This is a messenger RNA of Argiope bruennichi, 1595 nucleotides long. RefSeq lists its product as uncharacterized. Lineage: Eukaryota; Metazoa; Arthropoda; Arachnida; Araneae; Araneidae. The transcript is spliced from 2 exons. The coding region runs from base 145 to 1269 and encodes 374 amino acids. The record is from RefSeq and is a predicted model, not a curated record.
GGUAAAUGUCGUGCAAUCGGUUGCAAUCAUUAUGGGUAUAAAUUUAACAGCAAAUCUGAUAUUUGAAAUUCAUAACUGCUUGGCCAUUACUACAGUUCACGACAUGGAAUAGAAAGAGAAAUUUUAAAAUUGCACCUGAAGGAAAUGGGCGCAUCUAAAGGAGAAAUGUCCUUUGGCGCUUGCGUCAUGAAAAGCGAGAGGGAUAUUGUCCCAGUGGCUGCCUGUCGGGGCUGGACCGACACAUGUGACUUCUGCGACAGGAGAUUUGGCGACUGGAUUGAUGCAACUGAGGAACAUCUCGCCAAAAUACCAACAAAGCAAGGAAUCCUUCAGAUAGCUUUGAAGUCCAAGAAUGUCACAGAAACUGUGAAUAUAAUUUUAGAUUGUAAAGACUUACAAAAAAGGGCUUAUGAAUCUGUGAAUGAUAUCAAAUAUAUCAUUGCAGACAAAAAAUCCAAAUUUAGUAAGAGUGUGAUUGUGUAUAGAUGGCUGACCUUCAAUGAAGGUCAUGAGAAAAUUCUCAUUCUCUGUGCCCAUUGGUAUAAUAACGGUGUUCUACCGAGAUUUGUCAAAUGUUGGCCAGGUUUGGGCAUUCUUCAAAAGACAAACUGCCUCACAUUUUCAGAACAAAGCCAACAAUGGUGUUAUCCUAAGAAAGACGCUUUCUGGAAGAAACCAAAGCCGUUGCCUACAAAAUCGGUAGAGGUUAUAAAAAGUUGUACUUUCACUCGAUCCUGUGAAAUCUGUGAUGCUUUCUUCAGCGAAUGGCAGCGUCUGGAUGAGGUUAUCAUCGAAGACAAAGCGCCUUAUGCAGCUGGUAUCUAUAUGCUUGCUCUUUCUUGUGAAGAGCAUUUCGAAAUUGUAGAAAUCGGCCACGGUCCACACGUUGUAAUAAAUAUUAAAAAAUCUUUAGAUAAAUAUUAUUAUGCUAGAUCCCAAAUCUUAAGAAGGCCAGAAUAUAUCCGUAGAAAUGAUGCUUUCCUCUUGGUACGUUGGAUGAAAUUGAAAAACCCGGAAAGCGAAAGCUGUUGCUACUUGUACGCUCAUUGGCUCAAUACUGGAAUCAAAGAACUAACGUGCAUCGGGAAAAAAUUACCAGGAAAGGAAUUACUUGAGAAAAUCAAGCAUUUUGUUAUUCGAACCUAUGAUAAUAAGUGGUGUUAUGAAACCGAGGUUUUCAAGCAGCACAAAAUCACGAAAAGUAAGCAGAGAAGAGAUAUUUUGAAUGAAAUGAAGUGCGAAAUACGAGAUUUCAGAUCCAGUGACUGAUGGCGGUAAAUAUAUAUUUGGUUUAUAUGUAUAAUUUAUUUGGAAUUGCUUCUUUGUUAACUUUAUUGUAAACUUGAACUUGAAAUAAGUCAAUGGAAUUACUAAGUCAAAUGAACUUGAAAUAAGUCAAUCUUAACGAAAGAAAUUCCACGUGAGGCGCCAAUUUGAUUUUUGAAAUCUUCCGAAUAUUUUUAUGUGAUAAAAGUUGCAGUUAAUGUUGUAAUUUCUUUUAAAAACAAAAAAAAAAUCAUUUUCAUUUACUUAAAACUUCUAAGCAUAUUAAGGAAGAAUAUUCAACAGCUCCGAUUCCAUUUUUUAAUGAAAUU